Messenger RNA from Ramularia collo-cygni, 1497 nucleotides. Its product is annotated as related to asparaginyl-tRNA synthetase (mitochondrial). Lineage: Eukaryota; Fungi; Ascomycota; Dothideomycetes; Mycosphaerellales; Mycosphaerellaceae. The coding region runs from base 1 to 1497 and encodes 498 amino acids. Gene Ontology annotation, biological process: asparaginyl-tRNA aminoacylation. Gene Ontology annotation, cellular component: mitochondrion. The transcript is spliced from 2 exons. The record is from RefSeq and is a predicted model, not a curated record. Gene Ontology annotation, molecular function: nucleic acid binding; asparagine-tRNA ligase activity; ATP binding.
AUGCACCCGUGGCGUCGUGCAAAAUGUGUCACCCGCACUCUUGACUGCGCCAUCUCACGCGCCUACACCACCUCACGUGUCCAUCAGGCUCAAAAGAUUGGCAUCGACAAACUCCUCCAACAAAAUGCCCCUUCAAAUGAAAAGGUGCAGGUCAACGGCUGGAUUCGAUCCGUGCGCAAACAGAAACGAAUUGCGUUUGCUGCUCUCGGAGAUGGCUCCACCAUAGACUCUCUCCAAGCCGUACUGAAGCCCGAUCAGGCUGCAGACCUUUCCUACGGAACAGCAGUACAACUCACCGGAACCUGGCAAGCCUCCCAUGGAAGUAAACAAUCCCAUGAGCUACAAGUCUCCUCUCUGCAAAUACUCGGUGCCAACGAUGCAGAAUCCAACCCUUUGCAACCCAAAUACCAAACUCCAGAAUUCCUUCGUACGAUCCCUCACUUGCGGUCAAGGAUCCCUGCGAAUGCUCUGCUCCUUCGUCUUCGCUCCCAACUCAUUGCCUCCAUUACAAGAUUCUUCAACGAUGAGGAAUUCAUCCAGACUCAUACGCCCAUCAUCACAAGUUCAGAUUGCGAGGGUGCUGGAGAAGUCUUCACCGUCUCUUCCAAUGCCGUCACCAAGGAAAGUGGCGAAGUUGAGCACUUCUUCAAGACUCCCAAGUAUCUCACCGUAUCCGCCCAGCUUCACCUCGAAGCUCUAGCACAAUCUGUGGGAAAAGUUUGGACACUCUCCCCAACAUUUCGCGCUGAGAAGAGUGAGACACCGAGACAUUUGAGCGAGUUCUACAUGUWGGAAGCCGAAGUCUGUUUUGCGAGUGACAUGUCUGAAAUCAUGGAUGUUGUUGAGAGAAUGCUUCGAGCCGCAGCGAAAGAUCUCCUGGAUUCGCAAAUCGGACAGCAACUCAUCAAAGUACGAGGCUCACCACAUCCGGAUGAGGCAGAGAACACAUCUAUCGACGCAGAGACGUUAAAGAAGAGAUGGGUUGGUCUCGCAGCCCCAUCCUGGCCGAGGGUUACUUACCACCAAGCAAUUUCACACCUCCAGCACGCCGUCUCGGAAGAAGGAGUCGACUUUCAAUUCCCUCCAGCGGUGGAAGAUGGUCUGCAAGCCGAACACGAACGCUACCUCGCCACUUCCCUGGGUAAAGGCUGUCCGGUCUUCGUCACGGACUACCCCAUCGAUCAGAAACCCUUCUACAUGUCUCCAUCGUCAAAUGGAAAGACAGUAGCGUGCUUUGAUCUUCUCGUUCCUGAAUUCUGCGAGCUCGCGGGAGGGAGCAUGCGUAUCCAUGACCCCGAGGAACUCAAGAUAUCAAUGGAGAAGAAGGGUGUCAAAGGAGGUGACUUGGAUUGGUACAUGGAUUUGAGAAAGUACGGGAGUGCGAGCCAUGGCGGGUUUGGGUUGGGCUUUGAUCGACUGGUGGGGUAUCUGGGCGGCGCAGGGAAUUUGAAGGAUGUGGUUGGGUUUCCUAGGUGGGUCGGAAGAGGUGACUGUUGA